Molecule: messenger RNA, 1635 nt
Organism: Ilyonectria robusta
Lineage: Eukaryota; Fungi; Ascomycota; Sordariomycetes; Hypocreales; Nectriaceae
Product: acyl-CoA dehydrogenase/oxidase
Exons: 4
Coding region: 1-1635 (544 amino acids)
Molecular function (GO): flavin adenine dinucleotide binding; oxidoreductase activity, acting on the CH-CH group of donors
Source: RefSeq, a predicted model, not a curated record
AUGUCGCAAGUAUUUACUGCCGGCGACGUUGCGUCGCAUAACAAGCCUGGCGACCUGUUCAUCGUUGUCGACGGCGACGUUUACGACGUAACAAAGUUCCAGGAUGACCACCCUGGCGGCAAGAAGAUCCUCCAGCGCGUCGCUGGCAAGGACGCCUCCAAGCAGUUCUGGAAGUACCACAACGACGGUAUCCUGAAGAAGUAUCAGUCCAAGCUCCUCGUCGGCUCCCUCGACACCAAGCCCAAGCCCGAGCCCAAGGCAGAGCCCAAGCCUGCGCCCGUCGUCAAGGCGCCCCCCAAGGCCGUCGCCGCCGUUGAGAAGGAGGAGAGCAGCGACGAGUCGGAGCCUCUCGAUGCCUUUGGCGAGCAGAUUCCCUUUGCCGAUCCCAGCUGGUACCAGAGCUACCACUCCCCCUACUUCAACGAGACUCAUGCUGCCCUUCGCGCCGAGAUUCGGGAGUGGAUAGAGGCCGAGAUCGAGCCCAAUGUCACCGAGUGGGACGAGGCCAAGCGUGUGCCCGAGGAGAUCUACAAGGAGAUGGGUCGUCGCGGCUACCUGGCCGGCCUGCUCGGUGUCCACUACCCUACCGAGUAUGCCCCCAACGGCGUCAAGUCUGUGACCCCCGACAAGUGGGAUCUCUUCCACGAGCUGCUCCUGACGGACGAGCUGUCGCGCACCGGCUCCGGCGGCUUCGUAUGGAACGUCAUCGGAGGCUUCGGCAUCGGCUGCCCACCCGUCAUCAAAUUCGGCACCAAGGCCCUCAAGGACCGCGUCCUGCCGGGCAUCUUGAGCGGCGACAAGCGCAUCUGCCUUGCCAUCACCGAGCCCGACGCCGGCAGUGACGUCGCUAACCUGACCUGCGAGGCCAAGCUGAGCGAGGAUGGCAAGCACUUCAUCGUCAACGGUGAGAAGAAGUGGAUCACCAACGGUAUCUGGAGUGACUAUUUCACCACUGCUGUGCGUACCGGCGGCCCCGGCAUGAACGGCGUGAGUCUGCUGCUCAUUGAGAGGGGUGAGGGUGUCAGCACCCGUCGCAUGGACUGCCAGGGUGUGUGGUCCAGCGGAACCACCUACAUCACCUUUGAGGAUGUCAAGGUCCCCGUCGAGAACCUCCUCGGCAAGCAGAACCAGGGUUUCCGAGUCAUCAUGACCAACUUCAACCACGAGCGCAUGGGCAUCAUCAUCCAGUGCGUCCGCUUCUCGCGAGUCUGCUACGAGGAGUCGGUCAAGUACGCCAACAAGCGUCGCACCUUUGGCAAGAAGCUCAUUGAGCAUCCUGUCAUCCGUAUGAAACUUGCGCACAUGGCCCGCCAGAUCGAGGCCUCGUACAGCUGGCUCGAGAGCCUCAUCUUCCAGUGCGAGAAGAUGGGCGAGACCGAGGCCAUGCUGCGGUUGGGCGGUCCCAUCGCCAGUCUCAAGGCCCAGUCCACCCUCACCUUUGAGUUCUGCGCCCGCGAGGCUAGCCAGAUCUUUGGCGGUCUGAGUUACUCUCGAGGUGGCCAGGGCGGCAAGGUCGAGAGGCUGUACCGAGACGUCAGGGCGUACGCCAUCCCCGGAGGCAGCGAAGAGAUUAUGCUGGAUCUCAGCAUGCGACAGAGCUUGAGGGUUGCCAAGGCGAUGGGGAUGAAGCUGUAG